AUGUGGUUUGUGGGAUUCGAUGGAACUUCGCCCCUACUUUGCUCCUUCGUGGCUUUGCCAUGGGAGCGGAUGGUGUUGUGGAGGUGCUUUCGACUAGGCAAGAGAGAUCCAAAUACCGACGUCCUUGGAGGAGCGAACUUCCCAGAUCCAACUAUCAUCAACGUCGAAGGCACAAGCUAUGCCUUUGGAACGGUCGACGGACAAGGCCAUCAGGUCCCUGUAGUCAGCAAUCCAGACUUCAAUAAUCCUUCGGGCUGGUCUUCCAUAUCGGACAGCUUUCCCAGCGAAGGUGUUCCCGCAUUUGGUCCCAAUGGAUGGGCGGCUCCAGAUACUGUGUGGGCACCAGAUGUCGUGCGGCUCACAGACUACGACAGUAGCUUCGCGAUGUACUACUCGCCUGCGCUGCAGUCAAAUGGCGGGAUCCAUUGCGUGGGAGUUGCUCGCAGUGCAAAUAUUGCUGGUCCAUACAACGAUUCUUCAUCCGAACCAUGGGUCUGUCCUCAAGAAGCUGGUGGUGCGAUUGAUGCCGCCGGUUUCCUCGACUCUGACAACACCCGAUACGUGCUGUACAAGAUCGAUGGCCCGGCAGUGAACAAUGGCGGAUAUUGCGCUAGUCAGGACAACAUCGUCACCAAUACUUCUCUCAUGCUCCAGCAGACGCAAUCUGAUGGCUACACCAAGGUCGGCAGCCCAGUGAGCAUCUGGAACAACCAAGGCGUGGAGGACCACUACCAAGCCGAAGCGCCGUCUCUUCUUAAAAGCGACGACGGGACGUACUUUCUCUUUUACAGCACGGGCUGUUACACGGACGGCAGCUAUACCACCAAGUACGUGACCUCCACCUCAGGCAUUUUCGGCCCAUACGGCAACCCGCAGCUGCUGCUCAAGGACGGCGAUUUUGGCCAGUUUGGGCCUGGAGGCGCAGACAUCACGCUCGCAGGCGGGCAGAUGGUGUACCACUCGCUCAAGAACAAUGACAUCGCCCAAGGGCGCGUGAUGAACACUGCCACGCUCACGCUCGAAGGGCAAUCGGCGCGAAUAAAUUAG
Zasmidium cellare ATCC 36951 is the source of this 1047-nucleotide messenger RNA. Its product is annotated as glycoside hydrolase family 43 protein. The record is from RefSeq and is a predicted model, not a curated record. Gene Ontology annotation, molecular function: hydrolase activity, hydrolyzing O-glycosyl compounds. Bases 1 to 1047 code for a protein of 348 amino acids. Gene Ontology annotation, biological process: carbohydrate metabolic process. Lineage: Eukaryota; Fungi; Ascomycota; Dothideomycetes; Mycosphaerellales; Mycosphaerellaceae. The transcript has 2 exons.